This is a messenger RNA of Colletotrichum destructivum, 2598 nucleotides long. Its product is annotated as Putative cytochrome P450. Bases 388 to 1902 code for a protein of 504 amino acids. Lineage: Eukaryota; Fungi; Ascomycota; Sordariomycetes; Glomerellales; Glomerellaceae. The record is from RefSeq and is a predicted model, not a curated record. Gene Ontology annotation, molecular function: oxidoreductase activity, acting on paired donors, with incorporation or reduction of molecular oxygen; monooxygenase activity; heme binding. The transcript has 9 exons.
AUACAUUGUUACCUCACGUUGACCAACACACGACGCUGUCAUGCAUCGCUGGGCCGUCUCGGGGAGGCCCAUGUACUAGAGCUAAACGGAUAUCUACUUGCCCUUCUCCUUGAGUGUCUCUUCUUCUCGUCCACCAGAAGGCCAAGCAGCCGGAUGUCCUACCAGCCUCUCGUCUCUCUAGCGUCAAGCCCUUCAUUACCCAUUUGUUACAAUCACUCUCUUCCUUACCUGUGUUGUGGGCUUGCCUUCUUCACUCUAGGACUCUACAAUUCUGCAGAGCCUUCUUUGAUCAUUGUUGCCCAAAUUCGCUUCGCCACCAAACCCUUCCUGUUGUUGGUCUAGCCCUGCGCUCGUGAAUAGUCAUCCACUUGCUCGCCUGACUUCGACAUGGCAGACUCCGACCGCAGUAACUCGGCCUGGACGACAACACUGAUUUGUCUUGCCAUCGUAUUCCUUCUUCUUUUCGUUAAGCCGCGAUCCUCUCGGUCACAUCCGCCUCUUCCACCGGGUCCUCCAGGAGAGUUUCUCCUUGGCCACCUCCGCGUUAUACCCAAAGAACAGACUGCUGAAGCAUACGCGAAAUGGGCCAGGGUAUACAACCUUCGUUUGGCUGAUGAAUCCCUAGAGUCGGAUGUCAUUCACGUCAAGUCCCUUGGUCAGUCCAUGAUCGUACUCAACAGUAUUGAGGCUGCCAAGGAUCUCCUCGACCGGAGGGGAGCCAACUACUGCGACAGACCCAGAUUCACCCUCUUCGAGGUCAUGGGUUGGGGCAAGACGCUGACCUUUCUCCCCUUCGGCCCCCGCUGGCAGAUGCACCGAAAGCUGCUGCAGACCUCUUUCAGUAAUACCAACGUCCGUCAGUGGUACCCUCUGCAGGUUACAGAGGCCCGUAAGUCCGUCCGCAAUAUCAUCUACAGCCCCGAGAAGUGGGAAAUGUCCAUGAAAAGAUUUGCCGUUGCCGUUGUUCUCAAAGUGAGCUACGGCAUCGAUGUGCAGGAUGACAGUGACCCCUACGUCAAGAUUGCCGAAGAUGCUAUGUAUGCGACUGGAAACGGUGGGAUUCCCGCUAACAGCAUCGUCGACAUCUUUCCCCCCGCUCGUCAUUUGCCUGACUGGCUGAUUCGAGACGGAUCGCUGAAAUUUGCGCGAGAAUGGGGAUGGGCCAUACAAAAGCUGCAUGAUACACCGUUCGCAGUUGUAAAAGACGAACUGGCUCGUGGCAAGGACAGCCCGUCCUUCGCGCACACGUUGUUGGAAAGGUAUACAUCCAACGCCAAGAAGGGCCUCGACAACGAAUGGUCACUUGACGACAUCAAGGGGGCGGCAGGCGCUAUCUUCAUCGCAGGGGCAGACACGACUUGGGCCACCAUUGUUGUUUUCGUCUUGAACAUGGUGCUAAACCCCGAGAUCCAGGAGAAGGCUCAGGCGUUGAUCGACCGGGUUGUCGGACACGACAGGUUACCCGAUCUCUCAGACAGACCAUCCCUUCAAUACGUUGACCAUAUUGUCCAGGAGGUCUACAGGUGGUCGCCGUUGGCACCGUUAGGCAUUCCCCAUAAGUCCCUCGAGAACGACGUCUAUAACGGCAUGUUCAUCCCGAAAGGGUCGCUUGUCUUUUUCAACUCACGCGCCAUGACUCAGGAUGAGAGGAUAUACCAGGACCCCAGGUCUUUCAACCCAGACAGAUACCGGCCACAAUCGUCUGGGGGCCAUGGUGAGCCCUUGCCACUUGGGCAGUUUGGCUUUGGGCGCCGAGUCUGUAUUGGGCGGUUUCUGGCCGAUAACAGUGUUUGGAUUGUUGUCGCUACAAUGCUUGCUACGCUCAAUAUCCGCAAGAAAAUCGGAGCAGAUGGCCAAGUCAUUGAGCCCAACAUUGCCUUCACCAACGGUGGAACCUGGUGAGUUGUGCUGCCAUACACUUAUCAAGGCUGCGAUGCGUUCUUCUAACGUCAAAAUGAAAGCCAUCCGGAGCAUUUUGACUGCUCGAUAACUCCACGCAGCAAGGAAGCCGAGGCGUUACUCAACCAGUCCCUGUCUCUUCCUUGAAGGGAAAACAGCAAAUUGAGGUGCCCCGGCCUUGAUGGGGCUGGCAGUACUAACUAAGCUUUUGGUUUUCCAAAUUGAUGAAACCGUGCACAGUUGAUUUCGAGGAGGGGCCCGGAUCUCCUGGAUGUUGAUGGUACACGAACCAACCGAGUAAGCUAAUGGCUCUCGAGAGUCAAGACCUGAAUCGACGACAACUUCGCUGCAUGGCCAAGCCAGGAAGAGUUCAAUUGAACGCCCGUUGAUGGUAGCAUAGAGCCGAGGUCGCAUUUCAAAAGAUCAAGGAACCAUUGUCCAUGUCAAUAAUGCGCACAGCGUCUUGGCACCAUGCCUGCGCACAAUGCUGAACAAAUAUCGCUCUCAGUUGCUGGAACUUGGCUCCAACGUUGAGACACUCGCCUUCGCUUUUUGUCGUUCUUGUGCAGCCUUCUCGGGUACAUGUCAGGGCUCCUACAACCAAGAGCUGCAUUCUCUUUUAAACUUGUUCGAUUGUGGCUGCACUCACCAUGAGAGAAGAAAUCCCUUGGCCUCAACCUGACACGGUCAACUUGUAAU